Molecule: messenger RNA, 795 nt
Organism: Procambarus clarkii (red swamp crayfish)
Lineage: Eukaryota; Metazoa; Arthropoda; Malacostraca; Decapoda; Cambaridae
Source: RefSeq, a predicted model, not a curated record
AUGGUCUGGAACACGUGCCAGGUACGUCAUGGGGGUCUAGAACACGUGCCAGGUACGUCACGGGGGUCUGGAACACGUGUCAGAAACUUAACAGAAAUAAAUGACAAACGUCAUGUUAUCGAAGAACACUUAAUGCAGUUAGAUGAGAAUAGCAAGUGUAAAUUUCGCUACUCAAAUAUUAACCAAGACAGUCGUGGAGGUACUGGGAAGUCUCACACUGGGAGGAGGCAGGAUGGCGCAGUGGAAGAAGCGCCAACUGGGACUCAGAAGUGUCUCCCGACACAGUCUCUACCGACAGAGUAUCUCCCGACACAGUAUCUACCGACACAGUCUCUACUGACAGAGUAUCUCCCGACACAAUAUCUACCGACAGAGUAUCUCCCGGCACAGUAUCUCCCUCCCGACACAAUAUCUACCGACAGAGUAUCUCCCGACACAAUAUUUACCGACAGAGUAUCUACCAACAGAGUAUCUCCCGACACAGUAUCUUCCGACAGAGUAUCUGCCGACACUGUAUCUCCCGACAGAGCAUCUAUCGACAGAGUAUCUCCUGACACAGUAUCUAUCGACCGAGUAACUCCCGACACAGAGCCUUCCGACACAGUACCUCCCGACACAGUGUCUUCCGACACAGUAUCUCUCGACACAGUAUCUACCGACUCAGUAUCUACCGAUACAGUAUCUCCCGACACAAUAUCUACCGACACAGUAUCUCCCGACUCAGUAUCUCUCGACUCAGUAUCUACCUCUCCUCAUCUCACCCACCGCGUAUAUGUUGCUGUAUUUGUCUUCUAA